UAACAUAGGUUGUGACAGAAUGCAGUGAGCCAUGGCCGACCAGCCUCCCUAUGCAGGCUCCGGCUCCGGCUCCUGCUCCUCCGUCGAACCCUACGAAUUCCUAAACAUUCAACUCAAUCCCGAUGGCUCCCUCACCCGACUCCAACCCGUCCACACCGUGCCCCCUUCUCCCCUGUCUCUCUCCAAGGAUCUCCCUCUUAACGCCGCCUCCAACACCUCCCUCCGCCUCUUCCUCCCCCACCCUCUCCCUCCCUCUCGCCCCAAACUCCCCCUCCUCAUCUACUACCACGGCGGCGGCUUCCUCUUCUACCACCCUUCCUCCUCCGUUUUCCACGAUUCCUGCUCUGCCCUGGCCUCCCGAUUGCCCGCCCUCGUUGUCUCCGUCGACUACCGCCUCGCCCCCGAGCACCGCCUUCCAGCCGCCUACGAAGACGCUGUCGAAGCCAUCCAGUGGGUCCGAAACCAAGCCCGGGAUCCCGGCGGAUCCGACCCCUGGUUGAAGGACUACGCGGAUUUCUCCAAGUGCUUCCUGAUGGGAAGUAGCGCUGGAGCAAAUAUCGCCUACUUCGCUGGUCUACGCUCCGCCGAUCUUGACUUGUCUCCCGUGAUCAUCCAAGGGCUGAUACUAAACUCGGCUUACUUUAGUGGCGUCCACAGGACGGCAUCGGAGCUGAGGCUGGUCAACGAUCGCAUUCUGCCGCUGCCGGCGAAUGAUCUGAUGUGGGCCCUGUCUUUGCCACUUGGCGCCGACCGGGACCAUGAGUACUGUAAUCCGACUGUGGGUGAUGGGAUCUAUGGGGAGAAGAUCGGACGGCUGCCACGGUGUUUCUUGAACGGCUAUGGCGGGGACCCCCUGGUGGACAAGCAGAAGGAGUUGGCGAAAAUUCUGGAAACACGUGGAGUGCAGGUGGUCACCAUGUUCACCGACGAUGGGUUCCAUGGAGUGGAGAUCUUUGAACCUGCUAAAGCACUGGCUCUGUGCGAUAAUAUCCAGAAAUUUAUCUACGCCUCAAAUGUGACCUCCACUUCGUGAUUGUGAGGUCAGGCUUCAAUUUUUUCUUUCUAAAUACGGGAAUGCAUGAAGAAGAAGCCGUGUUCGGUGUUUCUAUAUAUGAAGAUCACUCCUUAAAAUGUUUUUCAUAUUUCAUGUUGCUGUACUUGUGCACCUAAGAGCUCUUUUGAGGAUCUUGUGUGAAGCAUUGAGAUUAACUGAAUGAACCAGAAGCUCUUAAUAGAA
Prosopis cineraria is the source of this 1237-nucleotide messenger RNA. Its product is annotated as probable carboxylesterase 8. The transcript has a single exon. NCBI's taxonomy places the organism in Eukaryota, Viridiplantae, Streptophyta, Magnoliopsida, Fabales, Fabaceae. The record is from RefSeq and is a predicted model, not a curated record. Gene Ontology annotation, molecular function: hydrolase activity. Bases 32 to 1033 code for a protein of 333 amino acids.